UCUGCGCAGGCGCGCGCUGCUCCGCUGGGCACGGCUUGGCACGGGCGUCUUUCCCUCGCUCUGUCUGCCUGGGCUCCCGGGCUCCUUGCAGCCGUAGAAGGGAGGGAGCUCGGCUGCACCAUGUUUCUCCACUCCGUCAACCUCUGGAACCUGGCGUUCUACGUCUUCAUGGUGCUCCUGGCCACCCUGGGGCUGUGGGAUGUCUUCUUCGGCUUCGAGGAGAACAAGUGCAGCAUGAGCUACAUGUUCGAGUACCCCGAGUACCAGAAAAUAGAACUUCCAAAGAAAUUGACAAAACGCUAUCCAGCCUAUGAGCUAUAUCUUUAUGGAGAAGGGUCAUACGCUGAAGAACACAAAAUUCUCCCUUUGACAGGAAUUCCUGUUCUCUUCCUUCCUGGUAAUGCUGGAAGUUACAAGCAAGUUCGUUCUAUUGGCUCGAUCGCACUUAGGAAAGCAGAAGACAUUGACUUCAAGUACCACUUUGACUUCUUCAGCGUGAACUUCAAUGAGGAGCUGGUGGCGUUGUACGGUGGGAGUCUUCAGAAGCAGACCAAGUUUGUUCAUGAAUGCAUUAAAGCAAUUCUCAAACUCUACAAGGGUCAAGAAUUUGCUCCCACAAGUGUGGCAAUAAUUGGUCAUUCUAUGGGUGGCCUCGUUGCCAGAGCAUUGCUUACACUGAAAAACUUUAAACAAGAUCUGAUAAAUCUUCUUGUCACACAAGCCACCCCUCACGUGGCCCCUGUGAUGCCGUUAGAUCGUUUCAUUACCGAGUUUUAUAUGACUGUAAACAACUAUUGGAUUUUAAAUGCUCGGCAUAUAAAUUUGACUACACUUUCUGUAGCUGGAGGAUUCCGGGAUUACCAAGUUCGUUCAGGACUGACUUUUCUACCAAAAUUAAGCCAUCAUACCAGUGCCUUAUCUGUUGUGAGCUCGGCAGUGCCUAAGACCUGGGUCUCAACAGACCAUCUCUCCAUCGUAUGGUGUAAACAACUGCAGUUGACUACAAUUCGAGCCUUCUUUGAUCUUAUUGACGCCGAUACCAAACAAAUAACUCAAAAACCUAAGAAGAAAUUGUCUGUGUUGACUCACCAUUUUAUAAGACACCCAGCUAAACAGUUUGAAGAAAACCCAUCAAUACUUUCCGACCUAACAGGGACAUCUAUGUGGGUUCCAGUAAAAGUGUCCAGAUGGUCCUAUGUGGCUUAUAAUGAAUCUGAUAAGAUUUAUUUUACAUUUCCUCUUGCAAAUCAUAGGAAAACCUUCACUCACAUCUACUGCCAGAGCACGAUGCUGGAUACAAAUAGUUGGAUUUUUGGCUGCAUAAACAGCACAUCUAUGUGCCGGCAAGGGGUUGAUUUAUCAUGGAAAGCUGAACUGCUGCCAACAAUUAAGUCUCUGACGUUACGACUCCAGGACUAUCCGUCCCUGUCGCAUGUUGUUGUCUACGUGCCGUCUGUCCACGGAAGUAAGUUCGUCGUAGAUUGUGAGUUCUUUAAAAAAGAAACAAGAUCCAUACAGCUUCCUGUGACUCAUCUUUUUUCCUUUGGAUUGUCUUCAAGGAAGGUGAUACUAAAUAUGAGUGGCCUGUACUACAAUAUAGAGCUUCUGAACUUUGGGCAGAUAUACCAAGCGUUUAAAGUCAACGUGGUAAGCAAGUGCUCUGGAGGCAAAGAAGAGAUAACUAGUAUCUACAAACUUCACAUCCCCUGGUCUUACGAAGACUCCCUCACCAUUGCACAGGUUCCAUCUUCCACAGAAAUUUCUCUGAAACUUCAUGUUGCUCAGCCGGAAAACGACAGCCACGUGGCAUUGUUAAAAAUGUACACGUCAUCAGACUGUCAGUAUGAGGUGACAAUUAAGACUUCCUUUCCACAAAUACUUGGACAGGUAGUUAGAUUUCAUGGUGGAGCUCUUCCUGCCUACGUUGUAUCUAGCAUCCUUCUUGCUUAUGGAGGACAGUUAUAUUCUCUCUUCUCAACAGGUUAUUGCUUAGAAUAUUCAGCCAUUCUGGAUAAAGAAGCCAAGCCAUACAAAGUCGACCCGUUUGUAAUUAUGGUUAAGUUUUUGUUGGGGUACAAAUGGUUCAAGGAAUUAUGGGAUGCAGUAUUGCUGCCGGAGUUAGACGCCAUCGUGCUGACUAGCCAGAGUAUGUGUUUCCCUCUGGUGUCCUUGAUUCUCUUUCUGUUCGGGACCUGCACUGCCUACUGGAGUGGUCUGCUCUCUUCUACAUCGGUGCAGCUUCUCUCCUCUCUGUGGCUAGCCCUGAAAAGACCUGCUGAGCUUCCUAAGGAUAUCAAGGUGAUGUCACCAGACUUGCCUGUCCUGACGGUUGUCUUUCUCAUAGUGAGCUGGACAACUUGUGGCGCACUUGCCAUACUUCUGUCUUAUCUGUACUAUGUGUGUAAGGUUGUCCAUCUGCAAGCCAGCCUAACGACCUUUAGAAACAGCCAGCCAGUGAAUCCCAAACACUCUAGAAGAAGUGAAAAGAAGUCCAACCACCAUAAAGACCCCUCAGUGCAGGGUCUUCGCCUGUCUGCGAACGAUGCGGAGGACAGUCUGCGCAUGCACGGCACCGUGAUUAACCUGCUCACGUGGGUGGUGCUGCUCAGCAUGCCGUCUCUCAUCUACUGGUUAAAGAACCUUAGGUAUUAUUUUCAACUUAACCCCGACCCGUGUAAACCCCUGGCAUUUCUCCUUAUCCCAGCUAUCACGAUUCUCGGAAAUACUCACACAGUUUCAGUAAAGUCAAGCAAAUUGCUGAAGACCGCCUCGCAGUUCCCGCUUCCUCUGGCUGUCGGCGUGAUUGCGUUUGGCUCCUCCCACUUAUACAGGGUCCCCUGCUUUGUCGUCAUCCCUCUCUUAUUCCACGCGUUAUGCAACUUUAUGUGAGCCUGGACUUCGAGGAUGACAAAAGCGACGUAUGCCUUUAGGACCAGGGAUGCGGUGAACGCAGCUCCACCCACUGGCACAGUGCGGUCCUUCGGAGAAGACGAGUCUAUUUUUACAGUAUUGGACAUAGGAGAUUAGUUUUGUAAUGCUUGAGGAAGGUAGUGGAAGCAUGGUUUCAUUUCGUGAUGUAGCAUCCGUAUACUUGUCAUACCUGAGAAAUUAGUGAAGGGGACUCCCGUCACACCGACCGGCUUUCCUCAGCCAUGCCAGGAAUCUUCUGGAGACUCUGUAGACGGAGCAUUGUUUAUAAUCGUGGGAAACUGCUGCCAGUUCCAUCAGACUUCCUUUUGAGAAGUGGGUUUUGUGUUUGCUGUAAUUUACACAUUCAGAGUAAGUCUUCAAAGGUUGUUAAAAGUCACGACUGUUUCCCAGAAGUAAAAAGAGUCGUGACGCAGUCUUGGGUCAGUUUUUGGCAGCCACGGUGAACACAGUUUGAUCUGUCUUCUUCCAUCUGUGAAAAAGAGCCUCAAAUUAAAGGGAGGCUUUUUGGUUAACUACUGCACUUCAGAUUCAAAACAAAGGUAUUUUCUUGAGUCAAAUAAGACUCUUACUGUGUGUUCUUGGUGAAUAUUAAGAGCAUGAAAGAAAUCUACCGAAAGAUCUAUUAUCAAAAGGCUAUUCCUGUGGAUCUGCAUUGGCACAAUCAGUUUCUACACCAGAUUAAACCAGGGACCCCGUGGUUGCCAAAAGUGCCUCCGGUAAUGAUAGGUUGAUAAAAAUAACUCAAUUCCAGAGGUUGGAACGACUCUAGGCUUGCAUCAUUUUCUUGUCUCUUGGGAAGGAGGGGGUGUCAACACAAAUACCGGAUUACACUGGUGUACCAAACGGUACUGCUGGUAAUGGAGCAGUGGGCAGCCAUUGUGCCUCGGCCGCGACAGUGUGAGCACUGCCUGAGGAGACUGCAGACUUCCAUUGCCCAGUUAACAGUGGAAUCUUGACUUGCAGAGUUCACCCCGAGGACUCCUCUUUGGCCAGCAAGGGUAAUGCUACUCUGUUUCAUCUCCAGUUCUAGUUCAUUCUUAGCUACAGCAAAGUAGAAAGGUCGGGAGCCUGAAGACAACAGUUGCUCUUUGCCUUCGGUUAGAAUAAACUCAAGCUGAGGAGAUCCUGGUUCAUGGAGCCCUUCCCUUAGAUGUGUGUUCUGUAAAUGCCUGAAGCCUCCCCAGUGAAGUCCUUACCUGCCCGUGAAUUCACUGUUGCUUUUGUGAGCUCGUGUACGUCUUAGUGCCGGGAAUGGUCCCUAGGGAACCGGUUUUACUUCAUCUGCCGCUGCAUCUGGAACCACAGCCUUUCAGCUACUACUGCCCAGCCAGAGGGCUCCUCCCACUCCAGCCACCCUCAGAGCCUGCCUCCUGCCCCCUGGGAGUCCUGCCCUCCAUCUUUAGGCUUUAGUCAGAAGGUCUUGCUAUUACCACAGAGGUUAGUUCAUUUGUACGAUUCUGUCGCUGUCUUCUUGACGGGCAUCGUGCUUGUUAAGUAUUCGUAUUUUUCACUUACUGAGACUUUUAGAGGAAAGCCUUUAUACUAGACGUGGCGAACGUUUUAGUCUCUUGCUUCCGAAACGUUUCAAAGGGAAUAAACUACAGCGUAGUGUUUGUUCAGUAUCUGAGAGUGAGUUCAUCGGGCAACACAGUUUCCCCAUGGCAUACCACUUCCAUGAGACAUAGCUGCUUCAAUGUUGCCAGGCACACGCAGCCUCUAUACACAUGCUACCUUCCAUUCUGUGGGCGAUACGACAGGCGUAUCUCAACCGAAUGGUAACUGAAUACUUUGACUUUCUGAGUUUGAACAUACAUCUACAAAGAACUUGACAGAAACUCGGUGUGAGACCUUUUUACAGCCGUGAUUAUUUAUGAGAUCUAAAGUCUCCCUGCUUAGUGAGGACUACUCAUAAGUAAGACGUAGCAAAUUUGAUUUCUUACUCGAGUAGUAUGUUUGUUGUUAAAGCACAUUAAUUCUUACUAAAAUGGUUUUUGUCUGAAAGUGCUUAUUCCCAAGCCCUGAAGUCUUGUUUAUGCCAACAAAAUAUUUUAGAUAAUAGUGGUCUGGGUCUUGGGCCACUUGCCACCCACACUCACAGAUACACACUCACACAUAAACACACGUGGGCACACUUUGACAGAAUCUUCUUCAAGUGUUUAGACAUAAAAAGCUAGGUAGACCACCUGAUCAUGAAAAUUGCUAUCCCUUAAGAAAAGGGAAUUCCUUUAUCUCAACGUCACUUGCUUUUAUCUAUCAUGUUUACAUGCAUAUUAUUACCAUAGUCCCAUUACCAAUGUUACUCGAAUUGGCAGUUGAGUUAGAUCAGUAUGUCACAUUUUUGAGUUCCACUGUUGUGAUUUUUUUUAAGAAACCAAGUUUUUGAGUAAGUGUUGUGCUCAUUAAACAGCUGGAUUCUUGCGAGGAAAUAGAUUGGGUAUACAUUAGACAGUUGAGAACACUGAGUGGCUCGGUAUUUCUGAAAUGCCCUUAUGGAGUUAUUGCUAUUACAGCUUAGACCUGAAAAUUCUUUUAAGAUUCAGUGUGUGUGUGUGUGUGUGUGUGUGUGUGUGUGUGUGUGUGUGUGUGUGUGUGCAGGUGCUCACUGUGACCAGAAGAGGGCAGUGGAUCCCCUAGAGCUGUAGUUAAUUGUGAGUUGCUGGACACAUACUAGGAACCAAACUCAAAUUCUCCAGAACAGCAGCACUCUUAACUCAGCCAUCCCUCCAGGUCCUGGACCUGAUAACUUGAUGGAAAUUGCUAUUGCAGUUCUGUGUGUAUAGACAUGAGCACACCAGGGAUUGAAUCCAGAGCCUGUGUUUCCUAAUUAUGUUCUCUACCUCUGAGUUAUACACAGCUAGUCUGGAUUAAUUCCAUGCCAAAAUUAAAUAAAUUCUACUCUUUUCUUGGUUGCCACCAUAUUGAAAACUUUUAGAACUGAUUCUAAAGAAACUGUUUAUGCUUAACACUGAUUUUUGAGGUUGCCUAAUAUGUAUUAAUCAUGUGUUGAGUAGUCUUCUAAUCCUUUUUAUACUUUAGUUAUGUAAAUUCUACUGUCUAUAAAGGGAUAGUUUUUUUUUGGGGGGGGGUCGUUUAAGACAAGGUUUCUUUGGUAGCCUUGGCUGUCCUAGAACUCGCUCUG
Peromyscus leucopus (white-footed mouse) is the source of this 6070-nucleotide messenger RNA. RefSeq names its product post-GPI attachment to proteins inositol deacylase 1 (gene Pgap1). The transcript has 27 exons. The record is from RefSeq and is a predicted model, not a curated record. Gene Ontology annotation, cellular component: endoplasmic reticulum. Gene Ontology annotation, molecular function: phosphatidylinositol deacylase activity. The coding region runs from base 121 to 2889 and encodes 922 amino acids. Gene Ontology annotation, biological process: GPI anchor metabolic process; endoplasmic reticulum to Golgi vesicle-mediated transport. Lineage: Eukaryota; Metazoa; Chordata; Mammalia; Rodentia; Cricetidae.